UUACAUCUCUUUCUUAACUAAAUAAAUGUCGGCUGUAUUAUAUCUCCCAAUUGGUUAAUAAUUUUGUAAAAGUAGUAGUUGGACUUUGACAUAUACUUAAAUAAUCCGACAAGUGUACAGUAUUGAGUGUAUUGGACUUUCCAUUCCCUUUUCUAAAUUAAAAUGUCUGAAAAUAGCAGUCCAAUUAAAUAUUUCCUUAGUGGAGGUUUUGGUGGGGUGUGUACUGUACUAGCUGGACACCCUAUGGACACAAUCAAAGUAAGGUUGCAGACUAUGCCUCUCCCUAAACCUGGUGAAGUUGCUUUGUACGCUGGAACUUGGGAUUGUUUUAAAAAAACUAUACAAAAGGAAGGAUUUCGCGGGCUUUAUAAAGGAAUGUCAGCUCCUCUGACAGGAGUCGCACCAAUUUUUGCAAUAAGUUUCUUCGGAUUUGGACUUGGUAAAAAAUUAAUUAAGUCUGACGAAAAUCAAGUUCUUACCAAGUCGGAACUGUUCGCAGCCGGUGCAUUUUCUGGCAUCUUCACUACUUCCAUAAUGGCCCCCGGUGAACGUAUCAAGUGUUUGCUACAAAUUCAACAAGGUGGGAAUGUACCUCAGAAGUAUAAUGGUAUGCUUGACUGUGCCAGACAGCUAUAUGCGGAGGGUGGUAUAAGGAGUAUUUAUAAGGGCAGUGUGGCCACUAUUUUAAGAGAUGUGCCAGCCAGCGGCAUGUAUUUCAUGACCUAUGAAUGGGUCAAAGAAGUACUUGUGCCGGAGGAUGCCACUGCUAAAGUUAAAAUGAUGGCAACCAUCAUCGCUGGUGGCUGCGCUGGUAUAGCUAACUGGUUGGUAGGCAUGCCAGCUGAUGUUCUGAAAAGCAGAUUACAAACGGCCCCAGAAGGUACAUAUCCUAAUGGUAUGAGAGAUGUAUUCAAACAAUUAAUGGAGAGGGAGGGGCCUACGGCGUUAUACAAGGGUGUAACACCUGUCAUGAUAAGAGCUUUCCCAGCCAAUGCCGCUUGUUUCGUUGGUUUCGAGUUAGCUGUUAACUUCCUUAACUGGAUCGCGCCCAAUCUUUGAUAGAGAUCAUUUAUAUUUAUGUCAUAAAACUGUAUUAUAGAGUAGUAAUAAGUGUCCUUAUAAGUCAAACUUGUAAUUUUAUAUUGCUGUGAUUACAAAUAAGUGUUUUAUAUUGUCACAUGUAAAUAUUUUUUUUUGUAUAAUCGCCAGCUAUAAUGACAAUAAUUAUUAUUUGCCACUUGAUAUAUUUUCUUACACCAUUUUAUAAACCUUCGCUCAAUAUACACCCAUAUAUGUAAUGUUGAAAUAAAAGUUUUGCCUUUCC
Molecule: messenger RNA, 1324 nt
Organism: Danaus plexippus (monarch butterfly)
Lineage: Eukaryota; Metazoa; Arthropoda; Insecta; Lepidoptera; Nymphalidae
Gene: colt
Product: congested-like trachea protein
Exons: 1
Coding region: 163-1059 (298 amino acids)
Biological process (GO): mitochondrial transport; carnitine transmembrane transport
Cellular component (GO): mitochondrial envelope
Molecular function (GO): O-acyl-L-carnitine transmembrane transporter activity
Source: RefSeq, a predicted model, not a curated record